GUGUUGCUGUAUUUAUCAGGGUCGGCGUUCGGUCUAUGGCAGGGGCCAUGCGGCAAUUCAUACGCUAACCGUGUGGCAGGUGGAGACCCUACAGCAAAAGGGGAGUGGCCAUGGAUGGUGAAACUAUACUUUUGUUCGAGAAUUAAAAAUAGCGAAAAGUUGCAGUGUAACGGUUGUGGAGGUUCUCUAAUUAGCGAUCAGUGGAUUAUGACAGCCGCACAUUGUAUCGAUACUAAAGAUAACGAAAACAAAACUACACUAAUUAUGGCCACUGUUGGUGGUGACGAUCCAUUAACUCAACGCAACUUUACAUUUGACACUACUAAAAAUAACCUUCACAUUCACGAGUCUUACAUGGAUGUUACAGGAUCGCCAUAUGACAUCGCUUUAAUCAAGUUAGACGUAAAGCUAUCACUGAAUAACAAUAUUGAGCCUGUAUGCAUAUUCACCACAAAAUUACCUGACAUAUCUAAAUGUGUGGCCACUGGUUAUGGAACGACUGAAAGCGGAGAGAGCUCAAGAUUUGAUCCAAGCAUCCAAUUGUGCGCUCAGAAUCAAUUUAUUGGUAAUGAUGUCUGUCAUGGAGACAGUGGUGGACCACUGACCUGCGAAAUUGGCAAUAAUGUGUGGGUGCAAACUGGGAUUGUGUCAUUUGGAGAGGGUGUACUGUGCGGAAAGCAAAAGGCACCGGCCGUUUUUACACGAGUUGACGCCUUUAAAGACUGGAUUGAGAAAAUUACUUUUGAACCAGUUCAAAACAAAUAUUAUGGAGGAAAAUUAUACGACGUU
Molecule: messenger RNA, 789 nt
Organism: Medioppia subpectinata
Lineage: Eukaryota; Metazoa; Arthropoda; Arachnida; Sarcoptiformes; Oppiidae
Source: the annotation of a GenBank genome assembly